This is a messenger RNA of Parasteatoda tepidariorum (common house spider), 2912 nucleotides long. Its product is annotated as protein lin-28 homolog. Gene Ontology annotation, molecular function: mRNA binding; zinc ion binding. Gene Ontology annotation, biological process: pre-miRNA processing. NCBI's taxonomy places the organism in Eukaryota, Metazoa, Arthropoda, Arachnida, Araneae, Theridiidae. Gene Ontology annotation, cellular component: nucleus; cytoplasm. The record is from RefSeq and is a predicted model, not a curated record.
GGACACAUCACUUCAAAAAAUUUCAGCUCAUUUUAGCCACGAUUUAUUUGUAAUGACUCACCAGGUGUAUUUUUUUAAAAAAAAAAAUUAAUAAUUAAUUUUUGAAUUUUAAAAAUGCUUUGAAACGGACAUAAUAAAUUGUCAUAAUAUGAAAUGUUGAUACUGAACUGGUAUUGAUUGUUGUGAUAAGUGACUUCAUAUUGCGGGGGAGGAAUCAUUGUUUUCAAUUUUGGAUUAUAUCACUAAUUUUGAACACUAAUGACUCGCAUUAGCUCAGCGAGUCCUACGCAGAUGAAUGGCAGUGAUGCCGUGCAUGAAGCUGUAUUACCCACCACAAAUGGAGUGUCUUCGGAAGGGGCGUUGGCAUCCCGUAGGAGAGGUAGAUGCAAGUGGUUCAAUGUGGCCAAAGGAUGGGGUUUCAUUACGCCUGUGGACGGGGGACCUGACGUCUUUGUGCACCAAUCUGUCAUUCAGAUGCCGGGUUUCCGCAGUCUGGGUGAUGAGGAAGAAGUGGAAUUCGACUGCAAAGUAUCAGAUAAAGGACUCGAGGCCACCAUUGUCACCGGACCUGAAAAACAGGACUGCAAAGGAUCACACAGAAGGCCGAUGUCUAAAAAAAGAUUCAGAAAAAUCAGAUGUUACAAUUGCGGAGAAUUCGCCAACCACAUUGCAGCCAAAUGCAGCCUGGGUCCUCAGCCGAAACGUUGCCACCACUGCAAAUCUACCGAUCAUUUGAUCGCCGAUUGCCCCAACCGGAAAUCCAAAGACAAGGAAGGCAAGGCUAAUGGAUCGUCAUCCCAACCCGAAUCUUCUUCUUCUUGUUCUCAUUCCUGCACCCCGGAAGUAGAAGACGAGGAAGAAGAAGAAGAAAUGGGUGAAGAGAAUGGCAAAGACUAAGCUCAACACCCCUUCCUUCAACCAGUGCAAAAAUAAAAACUCAAAUAAUUCUUCUAGUCCCUUUGAGGCAUGGGUCGCCGUACUUUAAAAGUACCGAAACUGGCAUAACAAACCCUACAUUGAUAGGCACAAUGAACUCUUGCCUUUCAGAAAACUUGCCAGAUCGAUCCACUAGUUCAAGAAAACUUGAACAGAUUUUUAAAACCGGUUUAUUUCUUAUUUUAAUAUGUAAAUGUGAACAGAUUUUUAAAGAGUAAUUGAAUUUGUUCGAUAUGAAAUGUUUUAUUUAUAAAUUCCUGUUGAUGGUUUGUUUAUUUAUUUUUCCUUAAAAAUAAUUAAUAGAUGGCUACCCAAAGUGUCACUCGUAUAUUCAGGUGAUUUUUUGUAUGUAAAUACUUUCUUUCAUAAACACUGUGCAUUGGUGCAGUUUUUUUUCUUUCUGUCCAAUUUUGCUUAAUCAUUUAUUGCUUCUAAUUACUAAAAUUAAGAAACACAGGACAAACGUAUUAAAAGAUUUCUGGUUAAUUAACGACUGAUUACUUAAAGUGUUGUUAGUGUCUGCGAGAGUACCAACUAUUCAAAAUCGAGUUCUUGGCAAAAAAUUUGAAGCUGUUCGUCAAAAGAAUUUGAGGAUCGCUAAAUGAAAAAUUGAAUCUCGCCAAAUGAGAGAUGUUCGCGAAAAUAUUUUGAAGCUGAUUCAAAAGAUUUUUUAUGUUUUCAAGAGGCAAAAUUAAAUCGUUUUUGUGGAAAACUUAAGCUUAGUGCAUUUAAUUUCUUAUUCUUUUUUUGCGACAAAAUUGGAAUUUUAAUUUUUAAUUGUUUCAUCUGUUGUAUCCGAACAUCAAGAAUAACAAUUUCGUGCACUCUUUUUUUGUGAGUUUAGUCGUCCUGUGACGGCUGAACUAGUGUCUGGGUACUUUGCUGAUUUAUUAGCUAAAGACCAACUGCCAAAUGGAAAAUUGAUAGUUCGAAGCGACCACCAAAUCCGAAUCGCUAUUUUUACAUAAAAAUAAACAGUUCAGUCUGUUACCUUAGCGACCGCUUCAAACACGUCCAGCGUCGGGGGUUCAUCUCGUGACUACAAGACAGUAGAGCAGCACUUUGCAUAUUACAUUGAGAAAUUUGAAAACAAUCACGUCGUAUACAUCAGGCCACACUCACACACUGACGGGCGAAAGAAAAGGUAAAUUCCAACGAAGAAAAAAAAAAUACCCAUGUCUGAAACGAUGCUCGAGCCCAUACCCAUUGACUUAAUAUUCUAAUUACUGCAAAAGUAGUUAAGUUAAAAGGAAAUCUAUACCCUAUACUCUGUAGUAUAUAUUCUAUAGCCAAUAAUUUUAAGAAUAGUUUCUAACCCUAUUUAUUCGAAGAACCGGGUAAAUAAUUUGGACAAUUUACAUAAUUUUUACCAAUACGAAAUUGUGACAAUAAAAGUUUUUUUUUUUUGACCAAUUUGUUUCUUGCUAUUCAUUUACUCUCUAUAAUAAAAAGUAUUUUGAGCCCAAACCUACUUUAAUGUAAAUAAAAUUUAUAUAAAUUCUAAAUAUUAAUCCGUGGUUCAACACCAGUCCGGUUGAGAAUCAAAUGAUCUAUAGUAAGGGUCAAUGUCAAUACGAAAUAUUUUUUUCACUUUUUCCUUGUAUUUAUUUAAGAAAAAUUAAUGUGAUUGUCGAGUGACACUUCGGGUACUUCGGUUGUAAGUCUUAUUAGACUAAACAUACGUCAUAUCGAGUGAAAAAGAAAAUCAGACGCAAUAACUAAUUCAUCAUAAUAAUUAGGUGUUUUGAACCCUUUGAAUUAGAUGAAGUGGAAGAUGUUAGUUGUUGAAAUAAUUCAAGAAAGGGUCUUUAAAGAUCAAAGAGAAGAAAUUUAAAAUGCAUUUUCACAAUAAAAAAUAGAGUUUUAGAUGUUUUAUCACACAUUUUGAGUUUGUAAAUGACUUUUUUUCCUCAGAUUUUCUAGAGUUCUGGAAAACUAAAUUCUACCUGUGAAAUAAAUGUAUUUAUAUACUCGUA